UUGCUUGCAAAUGUUUGAGGAGAAUUUAAAACUUCUACUUGGCUCUUUAGCUUUGGCAGUUUUUGGAACUGCUCUAAUAAUAUUCAGUUUUUGCAUAACUUUUCUACCUAACGACAUGGAUAUUCAUGGCUGGAUUUUCCUCGUUGUUGGUAUAUUAUUUGCAAUUCCAGGCUUUUAUCAUUUAAUAUAUAUUUGUUGUGCUCUUUGUGGCCGGCCAGGUUAUUCAUUCGAUCAAUUACCUACACUCAAUAAAAACAGAAAAUCUUUGAUUAAUUAUUGAUGUUUGGGGUAGGGUUGGCGAUUCCGGAUAUUUGGAACAAAACUAUCCGGAGAGUUCCCAGGUCCGAUUUUCAGUAAUCCCCAGUAUCUGGAGAUUUCCCAGAUAAUCUCCUGUGGAACCGCCAACCCUCGUCUGGAGGACCAGCUUUGAUUUUUACUCUCAUAAUAUACUUUUUUAAAUCACUCAUAAUACAAUAACUUUUUCCACGUAUUCCAUUCAUUUUUAAACUUAAAUUCCACAAUAAUCUCAAAUUGUAAAAAAAACUGUUUCUA
Meloidogyne enterolobii is the source of this 552-nucleotide messenger RNA. NCBI's taxonomy places the organism in Eukaryota, Metazoa, Nematoda, Chromadorea, Rhabditida, Meloidogynidae. The record is from the annotation of a GenBank genome assembly.